UAUCUUGAAGUAAAUCAGUUAACAGUUCACAUCCAAAAAAAAACAUGAGAGAGAGAGGUAGAGUGAGAAACAGGGAUUCAAGCUACAGGCUCCAUGCAAGAUCGGGACGCGCAGCACUGAGCAGAGAGUUUGCAGGAUCACGAGGGAGAAGCAGACAAGGGUGGUCAGUGGAUACAGGGUACAGGAGAGUUAGCAGAAACAAGAAGUUCAACCAUGCCUGGGGGUACAACAGAGGAUUAUAUAAACAGGCUACAACUUUUUUCUUCUCAAAUAUCCCAAAUGAUUGGAACUACAAUGACAUGUGGACAACUUUCGAUAGAUAUGGGAGGUUGAUAUCAAUCUAUAGUCCACAAAGAAGAAACCAAUUCGGAAGGAGGUUUGGUUUCCUCAAGUACAUUGAGGUAAGAAAUGCGAGGGAGCUGGAAGAGAAACUGGACCAAAUCUGGGUCGCUGGGCGGAAAAUAUGGGUUAACAUUGCCAAAUACCCGGAGGAGAAGAUUGCAGCCAAGAAGAAAAGUCUACUCUCAAACCCGUUUAUGGUGGUAGAAGGGAAAUCCUAUGCAGAUGCUGUUAAAGGCCAGGAAGAAAUGAAAUAUGGUAAAACAGGGUCUCAACUAAAGCAGAUAAGAACAGAGACGGUGUAUGGAAAAAAAGGAAGCAUCCCCAAAAACAGUAAAACAGAACAGAGGAAGAUAUGGAGAGUAAAAAACAGAGGGACAGAAUGGAGAGGAUUGGAAUACAAUGUGAAGGAAGAAGAUUAUGAGUGGCUUCAAGGCUGCUACGUUGGUAUUGCCCAUUCAGUUGAGAUGGUUCCCAACAUCCAAGAGAAAUUUUAUAUAGAAGGGUAUUUCUCAUGCCGGCUAAGGGCGAUGGGAGGCAAGAUGGUUCUCAUGGAUUGCGAGGACAAAGAAGAACUAAAGGAUUUAGUGCAGGGAGCUGCAGAUUGGCUGGGGCAAUGGUUCUCUGAAGUUAAACCCUGGUCACCUCCUAUGGUGGCAAAAGAACGGUUCGUUUGGAUUAGAUGUCAAGGAACCCCUUUGCAAGCUUGGGGUCCUGCGUUCUUUGAGUCAAUGGCAGUUCCAUGGGGCAAAUUUAUAUGCCUGGAUGAUAGUACAAGUCAGAAAAGGAGAUUCGAUAUAGCGAGAUUCCUCAUAUCAACCCAGAUAAUGGACCUCAUCUCAGUCAAAAGGCAGAUUACAGUGAAUGGGGAGGUGUACUGUCUCAAGUUCACUGAGGAAGAGAUGACUAACAGUCUUUUUUCGUUGAGAUAUGAUUUCCUUCCAAGCUUCAAAAGUGAUUCAGAGCAUGAAGAAUACUGGUCGGAGGCCAGUGAUUAUGACGAUGAAUGGCAAGAUGAUGAAUGGGGAACCAACAGGGAGAGGGCCGGGGAAGAAGAAAAAGCCGUUGGUGAUACAGUGGGCCACAGUACAAAUGACAGAAGGCACGCCGUCAGUGCAGCAAACGAGGAAGAGUUUGAAUUAGAAGAAAGAGGUGCUGAAGCGGGACAAUUUGAAAAAGCUGAAGGAAGUUCCCAAAGCCGGUUAAAAGAAUGGGAUACUGCAGAAGAAGUAGCUGACAGCAUUGUUGAAGCAACAGUGUAUGAAGUUCAGGUUGGACGAGAAGAGAAAGGUAGGGAAAAAGAAGCUAGUUUAACCAACCAAACUAGCUCAGACCCUAUCCAAGCACCGGGGGAUGAGUUACGGUUUGGGCAAGCUGCACAAUCAAAAGGUAAUAUGGGCCAUAAUCAAAAUGUUGUGAAGGGCUUGGUAGAGAGACAAUGGGCCUGCAACAAAAAGGGAACAAUAGUUCGGAGGGGGCCCAUUCCACUAAAUAAAAAAGCAAAAAAGAAAGGGAGCAUAAUUAACUUGAAAGCUCUGGAAGCUGUCCGAAGAACCCACACCAGCUCGUUGACGGCAGACAAGGGGAUCGAAGACAGCAACGGGAUGGAUGGGUCAAAUAAAGUAGGAGUUUCUUCUCAGCUGGUGAGCGAAGAUGAAGGAAUUCAGUUGAUGAUCUCCAAGCAACCACAAGAAGCGGGAAUUUCUGCUCAGGUGGAGCAUGUAGAGAAGGAAGUGCAGUUGCAGAUCUUGAAGAAGAAGGGACCGAAGGGGGCUAAGGAGGUAAUCUCGGUAGAGAAAGAGGGGGAUCUGGUUCAGUGGGAGCACGAGCAUGAAGAAACGCAGUUGCAGAUCCAGAAGCAGAUGGGAUCGAAGGGGGCAGAGGCGGGUUUUCUCGAAGAGCCAGAGGGGAUCCCUGUCCAGGUCCCGGGCAACAAGAACAGAAAGAAGAGGUCAAAGUCAUGCCACUCGGUGUAUCUCAAAGCACAGCUGUCAGGGGUGAUGAUUCGGAACAAAGAGGGCAGAGGGAGAUCCAAGGAGAGCGAACCAAGAACAGAGGAUUUUCCAGAAUUUCUGUCAACUGGAAGAAACUCAGUGGCGGGUGACUCAGUUGGGGAUAGCGGGAUUGAGAACUGCAACCGUAUCUUGAAAGAGGAACAAAGUAGGAAAACAGCAGAAGAUCUAUGGGAUUUUGCAAAAAGAAUUGGGGUGGUUGCAGAGGACGAGGUAGGUGUAAUUCGGGAUUUAGAGGAGAUGGAGAAAAGAGACAGAAAAGAAAAAGAAGCGGAAGGCUCCAAGGCAGGGAGCGAGCAUAAGAAGGAAACUAAGAUGGAAGGGAUAGAUAGAAGUUCUUGUAGAAUGAUAUGGGGAUCAGAUGAUUUUGAAUGGGUUGCCAGGGAAGCAGAGGGUUUGUCUGGAGGUAUGCUGUGUAUUUGGAAUUCCAAAAAAUUUAAAAUGGGAAGAGUGUUGGCGGGGACGGACUUUAUAGGAGUUGAAGGGGCCUGGGGUGUUGAACAGUGUCCAGUAAGUAUUAUUAAUGUCUACUCCCCAUGUCAACUGGGGAAAAAGAGAAUUCUAUGGGAGGAGCUAAAAGCUCUAGUAGCAGGGAGAGGUGGGAAUUGGUGUAUUAUGGGAGAUUUCAAUGCUGUAAGGAAAGUGGGGGAAAGAGGAGGGAGUAGAGAAAUAUCAGCGGAAAUGAGGGAGUUUGAUGGCUUCAUCAGAGAUGUGGGUUUGGUUGAUUUACCGUUAAUAGGGAGAAAAUUUACAUGGGUACAGGCAAGUGGCCGCUCUAUGAGCAGAAUUGACAGGUUCCUGCUAUCGGAAGGUUGGUUGACUAAAUGGGGUGAUGCCAAGCAGUGGGGACUUAAUAGGACAGUAUCUGACCACUGUCCAAUUUUGCUGAAACAACAAGUAGUUGACUGGGGGCCUAAACCGUUCAAAUUCUUCAAUUCUUGGAUAGAGCAAGAAGGUUGCAGAGAGCUGAUUAAAGAGACUUGGAGUAAGGCAGAUGUCCAAGGCUGGGCGGGAUACAGAAUAAAAGAAAAGCUGAAGAUGACCAAGGAAGCCCUAAGAAAAUGGAGCAAGGAUUUAGUUCCUAUCAAUUUCAAUAAGAGCCAUUUAAUUGGCAUUUCUGUGGAGGAAGAAUGGAUAGAAAAAAUGUCAUGGGUGCUGUGCUGCAAAAAGGGAUCUUUCCCCUUCAAAUACUUAGGCAUCCCGAUUGGGGGACGCUACGGGAAGAUUGCCUUCUGGAAACCGCUGAUAGACAUUUUCAGCAAGAAAUUAUCCAAAUGGAAGGGUCGGUUUCUAUCUCUCGGAGGUCGCAUUACUCUUAUUAACUCAGUGCUCGAUAGUCUCCCGGUCUUCUGGAUGUCGGUAUACUUGAUACCCAAAGGUACGAUUCUGCUCCUUGAUCAAAUUCGUAGACGGUUUUUAUGGGGUGGGACUGAAGGGGGUAAGAAGAUCAAUUGGGUUAAAUGGGAAGUGGUGUGUAAGGAUAAGAAGAAAGGUGGUUUGGGAGUAAAAGACCUUAGGAAGUUCAAUAUGGCUAUCUUAGGAAAAUGGUGGGGGAAAUUAGUGUCGGAGGAAAAAGGGCUAUGGAAAAAAAUUAUUUUUGAAAAAUAUGGGAAGGCGGGGGAACAUAGCUACUACUGGCUGAGAGAGGAGAAUAACAGUGGAACAAAAUGGUGGAGGGACAUCUGUAGAGUAAACACAAUAGCAGGGGAAAAUAGGGGAUGGUUAUCUGAUGGUUUUAAUUUAAAAGUAGGUGAAGGGGUUAGUACUAAUUUCUGGUGGGACAACUGGAGAGGGGAAGGGUGCCUUGCUAACAAAUAUCCUAGACUUUACUCUCUAUCUACAGGGAAGGAUAACAAAAUCCCUCAAAUGGGAGAAUGGCUGAACGGUAAAUGGGAAUGGAACCUUCAAUGGAGACGAAACCUCUUCAGCUGGGAAAUUCAACAAGCAAGAGAUCUACAAAAGGACAUUCAAGACAUAAGACUCAUCAGAGGCAAACCGGACCUUUGGGAAUGGGCUCACAGCAAAGAUGGAACUUUCUCCACAAAUUCAGCAUAUCAAAUACUCACAAGGGAGACUAGAUCGGAGCAGCAUGGAAUGGAACUCCAGAAUGUAUGGAACAAGCUGAUUCCCAACAAAAUCUCGGCUUUUUCAUGGCAAUUACUGCAGGACAAAAUCCCCACAAAGCUUAAUCUGCAUAAAAGAGGUAUUAUUCCAGCUCUUGAAGAUUGCAAAUGCGCUUUAUGUGGUAGGGAAGCAGAGAAUACUAGUCACCUCUUUAUUCACUGUAAUUUUGCUUGGCAUCUUUGGAAUGCUUGUUUUAAAUGGUGGGGUUAUAUACAUGUGCUUGAUAAAGACUGCUGGAAGGUGUUUCAGCAGCACCCAAAUCCACUAAGAAGAGCGAAAUGGAAGGAGGGAUGGGAAUGCAUUUGGUUUGGUAUUGUUUGGACAUUAUGGCCUGCUAGAAAUGAGAAGAUCUUUCGAGAGAAGGAACCAGACAGAAGGAGGCUCUUGGAGCUGGUACAAAUAAGGACAUUUAGAUGGCUAAAAAGUAGAAACGGAGGCUGUGUUUUCUCCCUUUCAGAUUGGCUCCAUAAUCCAACUGAUUGUCUGACCAACAUCUGCAAGCAACAAGCAAAGUCUCACAUACUGCCAAAGGCACGUCCAUCCCUCCAGGAUUGAUUGUUUUUUGUCACUCAAUUUGUAACUUUCUCAAUUUGGUGUUGGCCUGGUGUACUCCUGGUACCCGCAACACAUAAUAAAGUUUUCUUUGCAUU
Rubroshorea leprosula is the source of this 5125-nucleotide messenger RNA. Lineage: Eukaryota; Viridiplantae; Streptophyta; Magnoliopsida; Malvales; Dipterocarpaceae. The record is from the annotation of a GenBank genome assembly.